Messenger RNA from Varroa destructor (honeybee mite), 1615 nucleotides. Its product is annotated as peptidyl-prolyl cis-trans isomerase-like. Gene Ontology annotation, cellular component: cytoplasm. The record is from RefSeq and is a predicted model, not a curated record. Gene Ontology annotation, biological process: protein peptidyl-prolyl isomerization; protein folding. Lineage: Eukaryota; Metazoa; Arthropoda; Arachnida; Mesostigmata; Varroidae. Gene Ontology annotation, molecular function: peptidyl-prolyl cis-trans isomerase activity; cyclosporin A binding.
UGCGCACAGCCAACUAGACCCGUUUUAGACGACUUGUGAAAAGUCACACUGUGUCUGUUCAUUGUUCGAACACGUUCGUCGACCCAUUCUGACACGACGUCCUCUAGUUUUUAGUUUUUUCGCAGUGUCCUAUUACUUCAUGGCGAUGUUGCUACGUAAUGGUGCGCGUGGCGCCCAGAUCACCGCGCAGGCUUCUGCUGCUUUUGGCCUAAAUGGCGGCGGCGCGAGUUGCUGUUUUGGCUCAUGGGCGAAGGUGAGCCGAGGCCGUUUCUAUAUUAACAGCGGCAGCAGUAGCAGCAGCAUUCAGGUUAGCAGCCGGACAUCAACAGUCAACGGUGUGUGCCUGCUUGGUUCACAGCUCCAGCAACGUGUUGCAGGUUUUGCUUCAAAAGCAUCGCAGCAAAAAAACUCAGCAAAAAUGUCCGGUCUCCCUCGUGUCUUCAUGGAUAUUGAGGCCGAAGGCACCAAGCUUGGUCGUAUCGUUAUGGAGCUUCGCUCUGACGUCGUUCCCAAGACCGCCGAGAACUUCAGAGCGCUUUGCACUGGUGAGACUGGCAAAGGAUACAAGGGAUCGACUUUCCAUCGUAUCAUCCCUAACUUCAUGUGUCAGGGCGGCGAUUUCACUAAGGGCAAUGGCACUGGUGGUGUGUCGAUCUACGGUGAGCGUUUUGAGGACGAGAAUUUCACUCUGAAGCAUACCGGUCCCGGAAUCCUGUCGAUGGCCAACGCUGGCCGAGACUCCAACGGCUCGCAAUUCUUCCUUUGCACCAUCAAGACCCAGUGGUUGGACGGUAAGCACGUUGUCUUUGGCUCCGUUGUCGAAGGCAUGGACGUUGUUAAGCAGAUGGAGGCUCUCGGGUCGCAGAGUGGCGCCACCAAGAAAAAGGUUGUCAUUGCUGACUGCGGCCAGCUUUAAGCAGAUGUAACCGUAUCUUCUGCUUCCUUUCCCAUAUGACCAUCUCUUGUUCAAUAGUAACAGAUACAGCCACAAUUCUGAACUUCACCAUCACUUCAAGAACCAUUAACAACUAAUAUAUAUAUACACCACGCAAAAUAGCUGUAAUGUGUAACAUCUACAAUAAAUGUCCUGGCAUUGGUUGCUCAAGAGCAACGAACGAAAGAAAGAAGGAUAAAAACAUGAAGAAAAAGGGUUCAAGACUCCUCACCGCGUCGGUGUACUAGUCGCUGAGGACCCUUUUUGCUGCAUGGAAAUUAAUCGAAAAGAGAAUCGGGAGGAUGCCAUCGUGCCGCCAUCCACUGACAAGUUUGAGCGAGCAAGGACUAUUUUCCAUAGGAAGCGUAACAAGAACAGCAACCAAUACAAUAGCUAAUCUAAGUACAUACAUCUACACACACAAGAAUAAUACAGGAACCAAGCAUCAAAUCAAAGCAGGAGGCGGACAUAUGUCAAAAGUGCUACAGCUGCCAGUUUAUGAUAAUUAUCACAUGAUUAAUAUCAUGGUAACUUCCGUUGUGUAUCCGCCAACAAACCAUAUUACUAAAUGAAGACAGCAAGCAAUUAAAAAAUCAAUUUUUGUUUAGUUCUUUAUCUUAAAUUGAUAAAAGCGAAAUAAAAGUAAUUUCAUGGUUAAAGGUAGACGUUCCGCUGAACUCA